ACCACGAACUGCGCUAAAAGGCAGAGAAACCAAAAGUGCCUCCCCACCAGCAACAGCAACAACAACAAACAGUCACCCACGAAACACCCACCACCACCACCACCACCACCAUCCACACCAUAAUGGCCGUGCCCUUUUAUCUACCCGCGGGUGGCGCCGACGAUACCGCCUCGAGCUCGUUGGGCGCCUCGGGCUCCACGUCAUCGUCGUCGGCCUCAACAUCGUCGGGCGCAUCCUCGUCAGCCUCAUCGGAUGGCGCCAGCAGUGUGGCCUCCCAGUCGCCGAAUACCACAACAUCGGCCACGCAGACGCCCAUGCAGUCGCCAAUGCCAAUGCCCACAGAUCAGGUGCUCAUUGCCCUCUGCGAGUGGUUCCAACACCAUCAACGCCUCUACAAUGUCCAGCCCAGUGCGCAACAAAUCUUUCAAUACCCACCCAGUCCGUCGUGCUCUUUUGCCCAAUCGCCCAGCUACACAGGCGGUGAUAUUUUCUUUGCCCCCAACAUGGGAACAGCCCCCACACCACGAACACCACGCACCAGCAUCAGCUUUGCCUCCGGCGAGGAGUACAACUACUUCCGACAGCAGCAUCCGCCGCCGCCAUCGACGCCGCAGCCAAUGCCGCCACCACCACUGUCGGCGCCACCCUUGCACUACAGCCACAGCUACCCACAGCAGUCGCACUUGCUGCAACAUCAUCCGGCUGCCUAUGCCUCGACUGCCUAUUACUCCACCUAUACGCCGCCACCCACGCCGAACGCUGGCGGCAGCUCCACAUCCACGGCCAGCUUCGGAUGGCAUCCACACAUGCCGAUGGCAUCGACACCCUUGCCUGCAGGCUCCUGCAGUGGCGCCAAAAUGCGCUUGCAGCGCAGCCAGUCAGAUGCGGCCAGACGCAAGCGGUUGACCUCCACCGGCGAAGAUGAUCAGGAGACCAGCAGAGAUGAAUUUGAUCGCUUUCGCAAUUUUAGCGAAGCACGCGAGCGCUUGCAGGAGUUCAAUGGACGUAUACCGCCGCGUAAGAAGAAGAACAGCCCCAACAGUAGCAACGGCGGCAGCAACAAUAACAACAGCAGCAGUGCUGCUUGUGGAGUUGAUGCGCCAAGUGGCAGCCACAGCCAACAACAACAUCAACAACAGCAGAAGCAGAAGCAGCACCAGCAACAAAAACAGCAAAAGGCCGAGCAGAAGAACAAAGAAAAACAUAGCUUCACUUGGCCCACAGUUGUCACCGUUUUUGUUCUUGCCAUGGGCUGCGGCUUCUUUGCCGCGCGAUGAGUGCCAAACAGGAAGGAGGAAAGAAGCAGCAGCAAACAUAACCAGAAUUAGGAUAUAAGACGACGAUCUUUAGAUAAUUCAUUGCAUACAUAUGUAUAGUAUAUGUAAGUGUGGGGCAAAUAACAACGAAUUUAUUGAAAUGCACAAAAGUCAUCACCAUGAUCUGCACAAAUCGAGCAUAUAUAGCAUAGUUACAUCUAAUGUCUAAGAAGGUUGACGGGACACAAGAACAAUAUCUAUAAUAUAUAUACUUAUGAGACGAAAAUUCAAACUGCUCUCAGCAAAUGGCAAACUGUAGACUGGCAAGAAAAGACUAAGACUAAAAGAAAUUAACACAAAUAAUAUUUUUGCUAACAAAAAAGAUGAUCUUUGAAUAUUUUUGGUAUUGUAUAAUUGUUUUGGAUCUACUUACA
Scaptodrosophila lebanonensis is the source of this 1690-nucleotide messenger RNA. RefSeq names its product cell death protein hid (gene hid). The transcript has 4 exons. Lineage: Eukaryota; Metazoa; Arthropoda; Insecta; Diptera; Drosophilidae. Bases 123 to 1277 code for a protein of 384 amino acids. The record is from RefSeq and is a predicted model, not a curated record.